This is a messenger RNA of Aureobasidium subglaciale EXF-2481, 1499 nucleotides long. RefSeq lists its product as uncharacterized. Gene Ontology annotation, molecular function: phosphoprotein phosphatase activity. Lineage: Eukaryota; Fungi; Ascomycota; Dothideomycetes; Dothideales; Saccotheciaceae. The record is from RefSeq and is a predicted model, not a curated record. Bases 199 to 1461 code for a protein of 420 amino acids. The transcript has a single exon.
CUCGACGCGACACCCCCGAGAUCAAUCUAUCCAUUUACUCUGAUUCUAUCACUUGACCAGCCCGAAGAUACAAACACAGUGGCUUCAUUCAUCCAAGCGACUUCCUCCUGCGCUCGCGCAAUCCGGCUGCAGCCUGCGCCGUCUCGAUCCUUUCCCUGCCCGACAAACCACAAUCAUUUAUCGACCCACGCCGCGGCUAUGCAAACUGAGGACGUUGCAAUACACUUCAACACCCUGUCUAUGCAAGAUAACAAGAAGAAGCGGAAGCCCCGUAAACCAAAGGACAAGACACAACUCAACGCGCAAAGCACAAGCUUCCAACCAGACCAGGACCACCACGCUACCUUUCCCGACCCCGUCGACAUGGCUCCGAAGCAACCUCGACGGCGACAACAAGACCCUAAUCUGGUCCGCUAUGUGCCAUACGACGACUAUGCCCCUUCUUCAUAUCGCUCUCUGGCCUUUCACUCCAUCAAUUCCGCUACACAACACUAUCCGCACCCAGUUGCUCCUCCUCCUCCUACUUUCCGCCCAAUAAACCGCCAUCCCUCGUCCUUCUUCGUGCCUUCUUACGCCGCAGACCCCCAUCCUCCGACCCGUGUCCAUUCGAACCGCUCUCAUAUCUUCUUUGAUGAUCCUGUUCCCUACGCUUCUCAGCCAUUCAUACAACCAGAGCUGCCUAUCCCAGAAUACAACCAACCGCGUCGCUCGGCCCGCCAAGCUGUCCGUCAGUCACACUCUCAACAACCCGUACAACUCCCUCCUGCCAGUCAGCCCAUCCAAGGACAGCGAUUCCGCUCCCCUAAACCGGACAAGCGUCCCCGUGCUGUCGGCAAACUACUUCGCCCAACUCCUUCACUCCCAUAUCUUGUCAACUCCCUGGUCACAUCUCCGACACUUGAUCGCCCGAAAUCUCUGCUUGUUGUCUUGGAUCUGAAUGGUGUUCUGGCUUUCCGCAAAAAGAGGACAAAGGGCUACAAACCUAGACCGAACCUCGACACCUUCCUCAAUUAUUUGUUCGACAACCACCAUGUCAUGAUCUGGUCGAGUGGUAUGCCCGAGAACGUUGAGCGCAUCAUCGAGAGAAUGCUGUCGACGAAACAACGCAAGCAACUGGUUGCCAUCUGGUCCCGCGACAAGCUCCGCAUCCCGGACAAUCUGUUUGGUGAGAAAGUCCAGGUCUACAAACAACUCAGUUGGAUCUGGGAGGAUCCGACACUACAAACGAAUGCACCUCUUGGAGGUUGGAGUCAGAGAGAUACCGUAUUGGUUGAUGAUUCCAUCGACAAAGCAGCUGCGGAACCUCACAAUCUGAUUGAAGUCGACGAAUUUACAGGUGAGCCCGAGCAGAGCGGAAACACCACGCUGCUGCAUGUCAUUGCCUAUCUAGAGCGUAUCCGCUGGUAUGAGAAUGUCAGUGCAGAGAUGCGCGCCACUCCCUUUGUCGUGUCAAAGGCUUAAAAGAUCAAGUCUACUACAGAUCAGGUCAUGUUCCCUAU